AGAUAUCAUUUCCCAUUUCCAAGUAUUCCUAGAAGCUGCAUCAGGGCACGCUAUCAUCUCCUACGCUAGUUUUAUUUCUGUGUGUUGAUUUUUAUUUUGAUUUGAACAGAGGGAGAACACAAAAGAUGCUAGGAAUUUGGCGGGGAGUAAGGCUGCGCCAAAACCCCCCAAGGCCUGCAAUAUUACAAUUCCACGGGAAUGGAAUCAUCAACAUGGAAAGCGUAUAUUCACGCUUCGGAUGUGUCACGUCGUCCCCACCAAUGCAGCAGAAAGGGUUGGAAAAUGUUACAGUUUCCGACGUACUACUGUCCAAGGGAGAAGAAAAAGUCGGCUCAUGGCUCUGGUGCCGAGUUGAUGAUGCUGUUAUUAAUGCCAUGAAGAAUAUGGCUACGAACAAUAUUGGAUCACUGGUGGUGCUAAAGCCUGAGGGUCAUAUAGCAGGAGUCGUCACAGAAAGAGAUUGCUUGAAGAAAAUAAUUGCGAAAGGAAGAUCUCCAGUGUACACACAAGUUGGUGAAAUUAUGACUGAUGAGAGAAAUCUAAUGACGGUGACCUCUGACAUGAACAUACUACACGCAAUGAGAAUUAUGACAGAGAAUCACAUAAGGCAUGUGCCAGUAAUUGAUGGGAAGGUGGUGGGAAUGAUUUCGAUGGUGGAUGUGGUAAGAGCUGUGAUGGAGCAGCAAAGCGGAGAACUGAAGCGACUCAAUGAUUAUAUCAGAGGGGAAUACUACUAGCCAGGCAACGCCCACGCCUCGUUAGUUUAUCACCUUGUUGUCCUCAAGUUCCCCUUCGUCUGUCUUCGAUAAGACAUUAGUUCAAUGGCAUAUUGACAUUUACUAUUCGAAUAUA
Molecule: messenger RNA, 852 nt
Organism: Neltuma alba
Lineage: Eukaryota; Viridiplantae; Streptophyta; Magnoliopsida; Fabales; Fabaceae
Product: CBS domain-containing protein CBSX3, mitochondrial-like
Exons: 5
Coding region: 126-737 (203 amino acids)
Source: RefSeq, a predicted model, not a curated record